Messenger RNA from Oreochromis aureus, 2090 nucleotides. RefSeq lists its product as uncharacterized. Gene Ontology annotation, biological process: positive regulation of hippo signaling. Gene Ontology annotation, cellular component: cell junction; plasma membrane. The transcript has 7 exons. Bases 88 to 894 code for a protein of 268 amino acids. The record is from RefSeq and is a predicted model, not a curated record. NCBI's taxonomy places the organism in Eukaryota, Metazoa, Chordata, Actinopteri, Cichliformes, Cichlidae.
GAAGAGGAGGGAGACGUAUUCACUAGAAAGGCCACAACGUGCCACUGGUGGGAAGAUGCACAGCAUCAGGGAGGAAGACUAGGAUGCAUGGUAAACAGUCGCAGCUGGGCAGAGGAGCUUAAGGAUAUCUUUGCACCACAGGCAGAUCACUGUUAUAGUGGAGCAAGAACCAGGCUGUCCAGCAUCUCUGCCCAGAGGAAUGAGAGAGAGUCCAUCAGGCAGAAACUUGCCCUUGGCAGUUUCUAUGAUGACGAGCCAGUCAUCUACACCAGCUGCAGCAAGAACGGCCCUUCGUCUCGGCUACAGAGUGGGGUGAACCUGCAGGUGUGUUUUGUUAAUGACAGCAGCAGCGACAAGGACAGUGAUGCUGAAGACAGCAGGACAGAGACCAGCCUAGACACACCGCUGUCACCUGUGAGUAAGCAGAGCUCAUCUCUGUCGGACCGGGACACUGGAGAGGAGGAUUCAGAUCCUUUAGAUGACUGCGGUGGGUUUUGGCGAGUGCAGCGAAGGCUGCAAGAGGAGGCCCGGGUGGCGUUGGCUCUGGCUCGACCCAUGGCUCGCAUGCAGGUGGAGGUAGAGAGGCAAAUUCAGCUUCACAGACGUUCACCUGUGGCUGACUUGCUUCCCCAUUUGCCCCACAUCAGUGAGGGUUUAAUGAAGAGGAAUCUGAGGCAAGGGGACAUGAGAGACAUGAGUCUUGGACAACUGCAAGUCAUCACGAAUGAUUUGCAUUCACAGAUUCAGAGUCUAAAUGAGGAGCUGGUACAGUUGCUGCUGAUGAGGGAUGAGCUGCAUGUGGAGCAGGACGCUAUGCUAGUGGACAUAGAGGACCUCACCAGGCAUGCACAUAGCCAUCAGCGGCACCAGCCAGAGAAAGCCAUCUCUAAAUAAACACCUUGUCUACACACGUGUCUGUAUGCACGCCGUCUGAUUUCCCACUCUACGGACUGCUACCAGUGUUGCUAAUGAAACUUCAUCUGUGCUGACUGUAUCUGGAGAGUUGAAUGCAGCAUAUAGAGUAGUAUUAAGACACAUGUGAUACGUUGCACCACAUCUUAGAACCUCAAAACACAACAUCUACAUGUGUAAGAUCACCAAUUUCAGUAUUGACAGAUGAGUUUGUGCAGGCGUUCCACUUCCACUCAGCAUGAUUGUCCCCGUCAUAUUUCAUAGAAUUAGGGGAGUCGAGUUGAUUCCAUCCCUGAUCUUUAUUUAGCACUCUAUGAUUUUGGCACAGCUGGGUUGGAGAGAGCACCACCAUGCCUUGUGUCUCUUUUUUUAAUGAAAAACGAUGAUGAGUUGAGAUGAGCGGUCUUUUGUUUGGCUCUAAUAAUCAACAGGGUUCUUAGAAAUGCUCUGUUCACUUGUAUAUCGUUCACUUCACUAAGAGCACUGUGACAAUGCUGUUUAUCACUCUCAUUCACUAUCAAGCGUCACAUAUCUGAUCUGGUAUAUUAGGAAAUGAUAAGUACUCUGUAUUUGUUACAUUUAAGCAACUGCUUUCCAGAAAUUUCCUAAAAAAUCUUUAAGACUCAAACCUUAAUGGAAUUAAACAGCUGCUACAGUUUCCACCUCCAUUAAAGACAUUUAGAGCUUUACUGGACAGUAUUUUGACCUUUAUUUGGGCAAAUCUGUAUUUGUCAAAUAUGAUGAUCUGCUCAGUAGAAGACACAAAAAGUUCAUUUUUUUCAAAGUUUACACAAAGCUGGAAAAAGGAACAGGCAUCUUCAUACAGAUAGUCUCUUAAUAGAAAUAUGCAAUUCCAUUUUCUUAAUUUAAUAACGAUCAGAAAUGAUAAACACAGAAAAUGUAAAACAUAUAUUAAUAAAUCGCAACCUAAGUGUAUAUCUAUUUUAUCUGUUUCAAAUGUUUAUGUAUGUAAAUGUUAAAAUAUACUUUAUUAAAAGGAAUAACAACAUGCCUUGUUGUGUUUUAGUGUUUUAAUUCUAAGCUUUUUAAGAAUGUCAUUUAACACAAAGUCACUUUUUUCUAUUGCUUGCUUCAUGAACACAUGUAUUCUAUAAUGAUUGUAAAAAAAAAAGAAAAAAAUGAUUCCGUAAUAAAUGUUUCAAGUGUGUCGACUUUCA